UUCAUUGAAGACGAGCGCAGCGAAGGGAGAUUAAUUUUGGGAACAGAGAUUGCAGCUGUGCAGAAACAGGGACGCGCGAAAAGACAAGAAAAACGCCAAUGUUUCUUCUUCCGAAUUGCAUCGCGGGUUGAAUUUUUUUUUUUCCUUUUUGUAAGUUAUAUUAUUAUACACAUGCGAGCGCGGGCAAUUUUGCAAAAAGAAGAAAAGGGGCUCUUCUGAAUUCAAGAAACGAUCAUGUUGAGGAGAUCUUGACUUGAAGUUGCGGAUUCGGCGAGACCCGCAUCUUGACUCGGACCCGCGGCUGCCGGCGGCUUCCGUUCGCCUUCGCACGCCGAGCGGUCACUGGAGCGGCGCCAGGCCAUGUGAGGUGGUUCGCCAGCCAGGCAAGGACGAUGCUCUUCUCUCCGGACCUGGGGAGCGCCGGGAGCAUCGGGAGCGCCGGGAACACCGGGAACGCGGGCGCCUGAACCGGGAGCGCGCUUUGGCUGUUCUCGUCCCCGGCGCCCAGAAGCAGAAGCAGAAGCCAUGGCCUCGGAGGUUCUCUGCGGGCUCCUCUUCAGGCUGCUGCUCCCCGUCUGUCUUGCUGCAGCGUGUUUGUUCCGCUACAAUGGGCUGUCUUUCGUCUACCUCGUCUACCUCCUGCUCAUUCCCCUUUUCGCGGAACCAUCCAGAACGACGAUGCGGGGCCAUACGGGGCACCUACUGAAGUCCCUCUGUUUCAUAAGUGUGACAUUCCUGCUGCUGCACAUCAUCUACCAGACCUGCUUAAACAGCCUGCUGGCAGGAAAUAGUUUGGACCCCAACUUUAACUGCUCAACAUGGGAAAAAACAUUUCGUCAGCUGGGGUUGGAGAGCGUGAGGGGGGCCGACGUGGGCAACGGCAUCCGGGUGUUCGUCCCGGACGCGGGCGUGUGCGUGGCCAGCCUGGUGGCGUGGCUGCUCUGCCGCACUCUGCUGCUGGAGAAGGUGGACGAGUCGCUGCCGCCGCCACGGCGUCCGGACCUCGAGACGGAGGAGCAGAAGGACAAGGAGUGCGAGGAGCAGGAGGGAGACAAGCUCGACGAUGACGUGCUGCGUGAAGAAGACCUCGAGGAUGAGGAGGGGUCCGAGUGUCCCGACGAGGAGCUGCGGGACGUCCAGCCGCAGGAGGGAACCAAGAUGAGGAUCCUCCGACGGGUGGCGGGCGUGGCGUCCGAACUCAAGGAAAUCGUUGGCAAUCUCAUUACCACGGCAGGGAAAGUAGUCGUAACCAUAUUACUCGGCUUAACAGGGAUUACGCUGCCCUCGCUCACCUCGGCUGUGUACUUCCUGCUUUUCCUGGGCCUCUGCACCUGGUGGUCGUUGUGCCGCACCUUCGAACCGCUCGUCUUCAGCUGCCUCUGUGUGCUGAUGGCCAUCUUCAGCGCGGGCCACCUGGCCGUGCUCUAUCUCUACCAGCUGCAGACCUUCCAGGAGCUUAUCUCGCCCACGGACAAGUAUAUCAGUUUGUUUGGCAUAUCCUCCAUCAUUCAGCACGAUUGUUCGCAGACGUGGAAGUUCAUUGUGAACCCCAACCUGGAGUGGUUCUACUUUGCCAAUCCCAUCAUGCUCCUGGUGCUCUACUACACCCUGGCCACCUUGAUACGCCUCUGGCUCCAGGAGCCCGUGGACCCUGCGCAGUGCGCGGAGGAGGAGGAGGAGGAGGAGGAGGAGGGGCGGGGGGACGAAAAGCCGGCGCGUCGCGGCUCCGGUGCCGAGAAGAAUGGACAGAUUUUCCCCCCGCCGGAUGGCUACAGCACGUCAGUGAUGCUGGUGGCCCCCAACGGUACCCGCCUCGACUACCUGUCCAGCGGCGUCCCCUGCGAGAGCGAGCCGGCGAGACCGGGCCCCUGGACCGCUGCGGAGGACGCGCGGGACACACGGAGCCCGGCAGGGUCUAAGACGGGGGGACGGGAGUCCGAGGAGGAGCGGGGCGCCACGGUGAGCUCCGCGGUCGCAGCCUUCCGGUUCAUCAUGAAGCAGAGCUACAUCUGCGCUCUCAUUGCCAUGAUGGCCUGGAGCAUCACCUACGUGAGUUGGCUGACCUUUGUUUUCCUCAUCUGGUCGUGCACCCUGUGGAUGGUGCGGGACAGACGCAAGUACGCCAUGCUCACGUCGCCCUUCAUGGUGCUCUACGGGAACUUGCUCAUCGUGCUGCAGUACGUGUGGAGCUUCGAGGUGCUCCAGGGCGUCCCGGGCCUCUUCCUCAAGAAGGAGGUGCCCUUCCGCGAGCUGGGCUCCAAGGUCCUCUGUCUGCUGACCUUCUGGCUGCUGCUGCGACAGGCGCUGAUGGAGCGGAGGGAGAAGCUGCAGGAGGACGUGGGGCUGUCCCAUGUCCGGGUGGGCGGAGCCACCAAGGAGGACAAGAGUGACGGCGCUGCCGGCGACAAGGAGGUCGUUCACGUCCUCGGCAACAUCGUGAUGUCCAUGUUCGCCAAGUACUGGAUCUACGUCUGCGGAGGCAUGUUCUUCUUCGUCAGCUUCGAGGGCCGCAUCGUCAUAUAUAAAAUCAUCUACAUGAUGCUCUUCCUUUUCUGCGUGGCCCUCUACCAGGUGCACUACGAGUGGUGGAGGAGGAUCCUCAAGUAUUUCUGGAUGUCUGUCGUCGUGUACACGAUGCUCGUGCUCAUCCUUGUCUACACGUUCCAGUUCGACUCCUCGCUCCACGUGUGGUCGAACAUGACCGGGCUGAGUAAGCAAAAGCUGGAAGACCUGGGGCUGGAGAAGUUCUCCGUUCCGGUGCUUUUCACCAGAAUUUUCAUCCCUACCUCCUUCCUGCUCGUCUGCAUUCUGCACCUGCACUAUUUCCACGAGCGCUUCCUGCAGCUCACGGACCUGAGCGCCAUGGCAGCCAAGCAGGAAAGCGCUGUUUACAGACUUGCUCAUCUCGACGGCAGCUUACCCGACAUCAGCAUGAUGAAGUCGUCCUCUGGCGAAAGCGUGAGUGUGGAGGGAGGAAGGGGAGCGGAGGAGCCCACGGAGCCGGACGGCAAAGCCCAAGGGCAGCUCCGCGCCGAGGACCCCGAAACGGAGAGAACACAGACUCGACAUCUUCGCUCCGUUUUAACUAAGUGGAAGACGGAACAAUUGCGGUAUCUGAAAAACAAGUGGCACUUGGUCAUGGAUCGGAUAACUGUGCUCUUCCUCAAGUUCCUGGAGUGCUUCCACAAGAUGCAGCUCUUCAUCUGGUGGCUUCUUGAGCUGCACAUCAUCAAGAUCGUGUCCUCGUACAUCAUCUGGGUCUCCGUGAAGGAGGUGUCACUGUUCAAUUACGUUUUCUUGGUGAGCUGGGCCUUCGCUCUUCCGUUCAGCCAGUUCCGGCCUUUGGCUUCCAGCGUGUGCACCGUCUGGACGUGCGUCAUCAUUGUGUGCAAAAUGCUGUACCAGCUGACGUCCAUCCAGCCCGCCUUGUACUCCAAAAACUGCUCCAUGCCGCUCAACUACACGGACGCGCAGAGGAGCGAGAUGCAGACCUCCGUCCUCUACAGCAGCCCUGUGGAUCCUGCCCACUGGGUGGGCCUUAGGAAGUUCUCUCCUGUGCUGGAGAACCUGCGGAACAACCUGCUCAUGUUGGCCCUGCUGGCCUUCGAAGUGACCGUUUAUCGUCACCAGCAGUUCUACCGGCUGAAGAGCAACCUCACGGUUCCCGUCACCAAGACCAUCUUCCACGACAUCACGAGGCAUCACCUUGACGACGGCAUCGUGAACUGCGCCAAGUACUUCAUCAACUACUUCUUUUACAAGUUCGGGCUGGAGACCUGCUUCCUCCUGGCGGUGAACGUCAUCGGCCAACGGAUGGACUUCUACGCCAUGCUCCACGCCUUCUGCUUGAUCGCCGUCAUGCAGCGGCGCCGGAGGAAGGCCAUCGCCGACGUCUGGCCCAAGUACUGCUGCUUCCUGGCCUGCAUGCUGACCUUCCAGUACUUUGUGUGCAUCGGCAUCCCACCUGUGGCCUGCACAGACUAUCCGUGGAGGUUUCCUUCUUCCACCGUGGACUCGAAUGUCAUCAAGUGGCUCUACUUCCCUGAUUUCCACACGAAGCCCAACCCCCUCUUCCUCCUCUACGACUUCAUGCUGCUCCUAAGCGCCUCCUUGCAGAGGCGAGUCUUCGAGGACGAGAACCAGGAGGCGGUGGCCGCGGUGGCCGGAGACAACGUGGAAAUUUGCCGGGACCUGGACGCUGCCUCGUUCAGCCAGCACAACCCCGUGCCGGACUUCAUCUACUGCAGGUCGUACCUGGACAUGCUGAAGGUAAUCAUAUUCAGCUACCUCUUCUGGUUUGUUCUCACCAUCAUCUUCAUCACGGGCACCACCCGCAUCAGCAUCUUCUGCAUGGGUUACCUGGUGGCCUGCUUCUACUUCCUGCUCUUUGGCGGGAACCUGCUGCUCAAGCCCAUCAAGAGCAUCUUGCACUUCUGGGACUUCCUCAUUGCCUACAACGUGUUUGUCAUUACCAUGAAGAACAUACUUUCUAUCGUGGCCUGCGGCUACAUCAAGGCCCUGGUUGCCAACAGCUGUUGGCUCAUUCAGCUCUUCAGUCUGGCCUGCACCAUCAAGGGCUACUCGCGUCCGGAGCCCAACAAGCAGUGCGAGCUGCCCAGCGACGAGGCCGGAAUCAUCUGGGACAGCAUCUGCUUCGCCUUCCUGCUGCUGCAGCGUCGCGUCUUCAUGAGUUACUACUUCCUGCACGUGGUGGCUGACAUCCGCUCCUCCCAGGUCUUAGCAUCCAGAGGGGCUGAGCUCUUCCAGGCCACCAUCGUGAAAGCUGUCAAGGCGCGUAUCGAACAAGAGAAAAAGUCCAUGGACCAGCUCAAGAGACAAAUGGACCGCAUUAAGACCCGCCAGCAGAAGUUUAAGAAGGGUAAGGAGAGGAUGAUGAGCUUGGCCCAGGAGUCAGUGGAGGGACUGGCUGCGAAGAGAGAGGAAGAUGGCGAUGAAGCAGCAGCAGACAAGGGAAGGAUCCAGAGCAGGAGAAAGCAGUGGUGGCGCCCAUGGGUGGACCAUGCUUCUAUGGUCCGCAGCGGAGACUAUUACCUGUUUGAAACGGACAGCGAGGAGGAGGAGGAGGAGGAGGAGAGGAAAGAGGAAGAGCCACCAAAAAAGUCCGCUUUUCAGUUCGUUUACCAGGCUUGGCUCUCGGACUCCGGCGCAGCCCUGAAAGAGAGGAGCGGGGAGGGGCGGAGCUUCUGGAAGAAGUACGCUGGAACAAAGGGCAAAGCGAGCGAGGACAAGAAGGAAGGAGCCCAGGUGACUAUUGAGGUGGGGGAGGAUGAUCAAGACACUGGAGAAGACAAGUCUGAUGAGCCAGACAACAUCAUCAGGCGAGUUUUCAACAUCAUGAAGUUCUCCUGGAUCCUCUUCCUGGCUGUGCUGGAGAGCUUCACCAACUGGCUCAACUCCAUGUGCCGCGAGUACAUUGACAUUUCAACCGUGCUGCGUACCGAGCGCUGCAUGCUCACUCGCCAGAUCAAAAAGGGCCACGUUCCUUCCCGGGAGAGCAUUCAUAUUUACUACCAGCAGCAGAUGCGCAUGAACCUCUCCCGAGAGUCGGGACUGGACGGCACGACUGAGGACUACUCCAUGUCCAGCGUCCAGCCGGUGGAGUACGGGCAGACUGAACUGGGCGUCCAGAGCCUGGACUCUGCGGCGUCCCGGGAAAGCCUAUCUAGUGCCUUCACUGAGGCCACCACGCUCUUCUCUCGCCAGUCCACCCUGGACGAGAGCGAAGGGGCUGCUGAGAGCGUCCCCAAGACCAGCGAACGCGCCCGGCCUAAGUUGCGCAGAAUGUACAAUGUGGACCUUUCCUCCCCAUCCGGGAGCAGCGGCGGCAGCAGCAUCGCGUCCAGCGAGCCCACCCAGCGACAGGGCACAGCUGGCACCAUUCACAAGAUGGAGGAUGAGCGGGAACACGUGCACACCUCUCGGGUGGAGGCGGACAGUGGACGCAGGGAUUCCACAGUACUGGAGCUGGCACAGGACGAGUGCUGUGUCUGCAGCGGGGUGGACGUUGGCCAAGACUCCCUGCACCCCUUGGAGCUCCGCCUCAGUACCCCAGAUAUGGGCUCCUGCUCUGGUGCUGAACCACCGCCCUCCUACAGCAAGGCAGUCAGUUUUGAUCGCGUGUCCAUCUGUUCAGAUGACCGAGUGGACGGCCCGCUGUCCUCCCUGACUCAUGAGCUGACGGCCAGUGAGCUCCUGCGCAACAGGAUGUUCCACGAUGAGGAGCUCGAGGCCUCGGAGCGUUUCUACCAGGAGCAGCCCCCGGUGCUACAGCUGGCCUACGCCCUGUACAACAUGCUCGUGGCCCACUCUGAGAUGGUCUGCUACCUGGUCAUCGUUGUCAACCACAUGAUAUCCGCCUCUGUGGCCACGCUGGUGCUGCCGAUCCUCAUCUUCCUAUGGGCCAUGCUGUCCGUCCCCCGGCCCAGCAAGCGCUUCUGGAUGACGGCCAUCGUGUACACGGAGGUGACCAUUGUGAUAAAGUACUUCUUCCAGUUUGGCUUCUUCCCCUUCAACCAGAACAUCGAGCUGGACAAAACGAAGCCCUUCCACCCGCCCAACAUCAUCGGUGUGGAGAAGAAGGACGGAUAUGUGCAUUAUGACUUGGUCCAGCUGCUGGCCCUCUUCUUCCACAGGUCCAUCCUCAAGUGCCACGGCUUGUGGGAUGAGGACGAUCCCAGGGGGUCGAGGAAGGAGUCGGCGCCGGGCAAGAAAGACCUUAAGGACACUGGGGGGCAGGGGGGCUCCCGUAGCUCCGUGGCGUCCGCUGGGCCAGAGGGGGCCUUCGGUUCGCUCCCUGACUGCGGUGGGAACUCGGGCUCCCGGGCAUCUUACCGCUCCUCGCGCUGGGCCCGCUCCAGAAGAGGCGUCGCCAGCGUGUCCAGCAGGAGCAGUAGCACCAGCAGCAGACGCGCCGCCGGCGUUCACGGCGCCACCCGGAGGAGCCGCAGGGAGCUGCUGCUGGACAAGCUGAUGGAGCAGCUGGCGAGGGCCAAGGCCUUCACCGUCAGGCAAACCCUGGAGAUCUACACACCCAUCCGCCAGUUCUUCUACAGCCUCAUCCAUCCAGAGUACAGCGCCGUCACCGACGUCUAUGUGCUCAUGUUCCUGGCCGACACGGUCGACUUCAUCAUCAUCGUCUUUGGGUUCUGGGCCUUUGGGAAACAUUCAGCAGCUGCCGAUAUCACGUCCUCCCUGUCAGAGGACCAGGUGCCCGAGGCCUUCCUGGUCAUGGUCCUUAUUCAGUUUGGCACCAUGGUUGUGGACCGAGCGCUGUACCUCAGGAAGACGGUCAUGGGCAAAGUCAUCUUCCAGGUGAUCCUGGUCUUUGGAAUCCACUUCUGGAUGUUCUUCAUCUUGCCUGGAGUCACGGAAAGGCGGUUCAGCCUGAACACGGUGGCCCAGCUGUGGUACUUCGUGAAGUGCAUUUACUUCGGUCUGUCGGCGUACCAGAUCCGCUGCGGCUACCCGACCCGCGUGCUCGGAAACUUCCUGACCAAGAGCUACAACUAUGUGAACCUCUUCCUCUUCCAGGGGUUUCGACUGGUCCCCUUCCUGACGGAGCUGCGCGCCGUGAUGGACUGGGUCUGGACGGACACCACGCUCAGCUUGUCCAGCUGGAUCUGUGUGGAGGACAUCUACGCGCACGUGUUCGUGCUCAAGUGCUGGAGGGAGUCGGAGAAGAGGUACCCCCAGCCCCGAGGGCAGAAGAAGAAGAAGGUGGUGAAGUACGGCAUGGGCGGCAUGAUCGUGAUGCUGCUCAUCUGCAUCGUGUGGUUCCCGCUGCUCUUCAUGUCCCUCGUUAAGUCUGUGGCCGGAGUGGUCAACAAACCGCUGGACGUCUCUGUCAAGAUCACCCUGGGGGGCUUCCAGCCAAUCUUCACCAUGAGCGCUCAGCAGAAUCAGCUGAAGGACAUCAGCGAUGCCGAGUUUGCCGAGUUAACCGCCGUUUACAAGUACGCUCCGGGCGCCAUGCAGUUCCUGGAGGCGUACACGUCCGACGACGUCACCGUGGCCGAGCUGGAGGGCAGCUCCAACUCCCUGUGGACCAUCAGCCCCCCCAGCAGGAGGAAUCUCAUGGAGGUGCUCAGCAAGGAGGACCAGUUCCCGGUCACCAUGACCUGGUCCAUUCAGAGGAACCUGAGCCUCGGGGCCAAGGCCGAGCUCGCCUCCGACAAACACGUGAGCCACCUGGACACGAAGACCCGGCAGGAGCUGAUCGAGUUGUUAAACGGCACGAGAAGGGAGGCGGUGCUCAUCACCAACGUGUUCCCCUGCUUCAUCAGAGCGCCCAGCGACUCCAACGCGAAGCCUGUCGACCAGCUCUAUGACGACAACGGAUACAAGAACAUCACGCUGGCUCUCGAGAGGAACCGCAACGGCACGGGCGAGGUCCAGGAGUGGUGGAUCGUCGACCAGCCUUCGAGCGAGAAGCUGAGCGUGAGGAAACAGGACAAGAAGAAGGAGGCUGGUCUCGAGCUGUACGUCUUCAGCGACAAGGUCAGCCCACCGAGCCUGGGCUUCCUGGCCGGAUACGGGAUUAUGGGUCUUUACGCCUCGGUCGUCUUGGUCAUUGGGAAAUUUGUGCGCGAGUUCUUCAGCGGCAUCUCGCACUCCAUCAUGUUCGAGGAGCUUCCAUGCGUGGACCGCAUCCUCAAGCUCUGCACCGACAUCUUCCUGGUGCGCGAGACGGGCGAGCUGGAGCUGGAGGAGGACCUGUACGCCAAGCUCAUCUUCCUGUACCGCUCGCCCGAGACCAUGAUCAAGUGGACGCGCGAGAAGACCAAGUGAAGGCCCGCAAGAAUCC
This is a messenger RNA of Scleropages formosus (Asian bonytongue), 8824 nucleotides long. Its product is annotated as piezo-type mechanosensitive ion channel component 2-like. The record is from RefSeq and is a predicted model, not a curated record. Gene Ontology annotation, cellular component: membrane. Bases 526 to 8808 code for a protein of 2760 amino acids. NCBI's taxonomy places the organism in Eukaryota, Metazoa, Chordata, Actinopteri, Osteoglossiformes, Osteoglossidae. The transcript has 54 exons. Gene Ontology annotation, molecular function: mechanosensitive monoatomic ion channel activity.